Messenger RNA from Tupaia belangeri chinensis (Chinese tree shrew), 422 nucleotides. Its product is annotated as homeobox protein CDX-2-like. Bases 183 to 422 code for a protein of 79 amino acids. Gene Ontology annotation, biological process: cell differentiation; animal organ morphogenesis; anterior/posterior axis specification. Gene Ontology annotation, molecular function: RNA polymerase II transcription regulatory region sequence-specific DNA binding; DNA-binding transcription factor activity. Lineage: Eukaryota; Metazoa; Chordata; Mammalia; Scandentia; Tupaiidae. The record is from RefSeq and is a predicted model, not a curated record. Gene Ontology annotation, cellular component: nucleus. The transcript has a single exon.
CAGAGGGAGGGACCGCCUAGGAAGCAGAAGCGCCGCAAGGAGCCUGCGGAGCACCACCGGCUGAGGCGCAGACACCCGCCGCUCCUCGCGUCCCCUCGCCCGGUCCCUGUCGCGCCCCUGGCAGCCCCCAAUCGUCUGUUCCCAGGCAGCAUGGUUAGGUCUGCUCUCGGGCCCUCGCCACCAUGUACGUGAGCUACCUUCUGGACAAGGACGUGAGCAUGUACCCAAGCUCUGUACGCCACUCUGGCGGCCUCAACCUGGCGCCGCAGAACUUUGUCAGUCCCCCGCAGUACCCGGACUACGGCGGUUACCACGUGGCGGCCGCGGCUGCGGCGGCGGCGAACUUGGACAGCGCGCAGUCUCCGGGUCCUUCUUGGCCCGCGGCGUACGGCGCCCCGCUCCGCGAGGACUGGAACGGCUAA